Messenger RNA from Echinococcus granulosus, 543 nucleotides. RefSeq lists its product as hypothetical. Lineage: Eukaryota; Metazoa; Platyhelminthes; Cestoda; Cyclophyllidea; Taeniidae. Bases 1 to 543 code for a protein of 180 amino acids. The record is from RefSeq and is a predicted model, not a curated record. The transcript has 3 exons.
AUGAAAGUCAUUUCUCAAGGUCAGAAUUACGAAGGUGACUUUGGUAAUGGUCUGAGUACUGCCACAGAUAACCUGAGCAAUACUGAGGAUUACCUAAACCCAGCAGUAUUGGCUGCUUUAGCUAGCGUUUCGCAUAAAUCUCUUCAAUUCUCUUCGAAGAGCACUCGCCCUGUCGUGCUUGCCGCCUAUGAAAUCGCUAUGAGAGCCAUGUACUUCAUCAAUGGACUUCGAGACUACGAUUGUUUACCAGACGUAGAGGAUAAAGAGGGCGGCACACAAGCUCUCCAAACCUACGAUUCGGAUUUGUUACUGCUGGUGACCGGAUACACGUCCAUAAAGAAUUACUGGAAUGUGGUGCGUUUUGAGACGCGGCAGGAGGUGGUGCAUGCAUUUAAUACUUUCAGUGUUGCCAAACUGCCCAUUUAUCUGCUUCCAACCCAGACUGCAGGUCUGCGCCUUGAUGUUCAAGCGUCUGCUGCCACUGUCAUCAUUCAUAAUUCUAACUGGAAUCCACAACUCAAUCUCAAGCCAAUGAAUCCUUGA